AUUUUUUCCAAAACAAACACACUGGGAAUACCCCUAAACAGUGUGAACUACCAUCCCUCUGUUUAUAUGACAAUUAUGACCAAAAAGAGAGUUUUGUUCGCUAUAACUGCUACUAGGUCAUACUCAACUCUCUAAACACAUUGCCGAAUUUAAAAAGCAUAAUAGAGAAAAGAAGAGAAAAAGAGAUAGACAUGGGGUACAGUGAGUGCAUCCGCCCACCACCCACACAUAGUACAAAUGACAAAAGGCACGUCGUCAGUUCAGCAAACGAGGAAGAGUUUGAAUUAGAAGAAAGAGGCGCUGAAGCGGGACAAUUUGAAAAAGCUGAAGGAAGUUCCCAAUGCCGGUUAAAAGAAUGGGAAACUGCAGAAGAAGUAGCUGACAGCAUUGACGAAGGAACAGUGAAUGAAGUUCAAGAUGGACUAGAUGAGAAAGGUAGGGAAAAAGAAGCUAGUACAGACAACCAAACUAGCUCAAACCCCAUCCAAGUAUCGGGGGAUGAGUUAUGGGUUGAGCAAGCUGCACAAACAAAAGGAAAUAUGGGCCAUAAACAGAAUGUUGUAAAGGGCUUGGUAGAGAGGCAAUGGGCCUGCAACAAAAUGGGAACAAUAGAACGGAGGGGGCCCAUUCCACUAAACAAAAACGCAAAAAAGAAAGGGAGCAUAAUAAAUAUGAAAGCUCUGGAAGAUGUCCGAAGAACCCAUAGCAGCUCGUUGAGGGCAGACAAGGGGAUCGAAGACAGCAACGGGAUGGAAGGGUCGAACAAAGUAGGAGAUUCUGCUCAGCGGGUGCGUGGAGCACAUAGAAGAGGAAGUGCAGCUGUAGAUUUCAAAGAAGAAGGGACCAAGGGGGCUAAGGAGGUAAUCUCGGUAGAGAAAGAGUGGGAUUCGGUUCAGUGGGAGCACGAACAUGAAGAAGGGCAGUUGCAGAUCUCGAAGCAAAAAGGAUUGAAGGGGGCAAAGGCAGGAUUUUUCGAAGAGCCAAAGGGGAACCCUGUCCAGGUUCUAGUCAACAAGAACAGAAAGAAGAAGACAAAGUCAUGCCGCUCGGUGUAUCUCAAAGCACAGCUGUCAGGGGUGAUGAUCCGAAACAACAAGGGCAGAGGGAGAUCCAAGGAGAGCAAGCCAGGAACAGUGGGUUUUCCAGAAUUUCUGUCAAAUGGAAGUGACUCAGUGGCGGGAGACUCAGUUGGGGAUAGCGGGAUUGAGAAUUGCAACCGAAUCUUGAAAGAGGAACAAAGAAGGAAAACAGCAGAAGAUCUAUGGAAUUUUGCCAAAAGAAUUGGGAUGGUUGCAGAGGAUGAGGUAGGUGUAAUUCAGGAUUUAGAGGAGAUGGAGAAAAGAGACAAAAAAGAAAAAGAAGCGGAAGGCUCCAAGGGAGGGAGCAAGCAUAAGAAGGCUACUGGUCAUUCUACGAGUAGAAUUGAUAGGUUCCUGCUAUCGGAAGGAUGGUUGACUAAAUGGGGUGAUGCCAAGCAGUGGAGACUUAAUAGGACAAUAUCCGACCACUGUCCAAUUUUGCUAAAACAAAAAGAAGUUGAUUGGGGGCCUAAAUCAUUCAAAUUCUUUAAUACAUGGAUAGAGCAAGAAGGUUGCAGAGAGCUGAUCAAAGAGACUUGGAGUAAGGCAGAUAUUCAAGGCUGGACGGGAUACAGAAUAAAAGAAAAGCUGAAGAUGACCAAGGAGGACCUAAGAAAAUGGAGCAAGGAAUUUGUUCCUGAGAUUGAUCACGAAAUAAACAAUGCCACUGUAGAAAUUGCCCAGAUUGAUCUGAAAGGAGAAGCAAUCCAAGUCUUGGAAGAGGAAAUCAAAAAAAGAAGGGAAUCCUUCUUAGUUCUGUGGGAUAACAUCAAGCACAGAGAAAGCAUGCUAUGGAAGAGGAACGAGAUAAAUAGUGUUCAAGUAAAUGGAGCCCAGAUUGUGGAAGCAAGACAAAUGAAAGAGGAGAUUUCCUCCUUUUUUGAACAGUUAUACAAGGAAGAAAAGCAAGAAAGACCAAGACUUGAUGGGGUGGAGAUCAAAGAAGCUAUAAGGGACUAUGACAGCUCAAAAGAACCAGGUCUAGACGGUUUCAACUUCAAGUUUGUAAAAGAUCAAUGGGAGGUUCUCAAGGAAGAUGUGAUUCAAUUCCUUCAAGAAUUCCAAGAAAAAAGCAAGUUGGUGAAGGGGUUAAAUACCUCUUUCAUUACCCUAGUACCGAAGGUUGAUAAUUCCCAAAAGAUUGAGGAGUAUAGACCUAUAUCCCUCAUUGGAGUGGUGUAUAAAAUUCUUGCAAAGAUAUUAGCCAACCGCCUCAAAAAUGUUCUGGAUACGAUAAUUGGUGAGCAACAGAUGGCAUUUUUAAGGGGAAGGCAACUAAUGGAUGGAGUAGUAAUUGCAAAUGAGGUGGUAGAGGAAGCAAAAAAGAAGAAGAAAAAGGCCUUCUUGUUCAAGAUAGACUUUGAAAAGGCCUAUGAUAAGGGAGAUCCACUAUCCCCUUUCCUAUUUCUAAUCAUUGCAGAGGGGUUGAAUGGCCUGAUUUCAAGAGCAGUUCAAAAAGACCAAUUGCAAGAAGUAGAGGUGGGAGUAGGAGGCUUCAAAGUCUCACACUUGCAGUAUGCAAAUGAUACUAUUCUGUUUGGUUUAGCAAUGGAGGAAAAUGUAUGGGCAAUGAAGGCAAUCUUAAGAUCUUUCGAAUUGGUGUCGGAACUAAAGAUCAACUUCAAUAAGAGCCAUUUAAUUGGCAUUUGUGUGGAGGAAGAAUGGAUAGAAAAAAUGUCAUGGGUGCUGUGUUGCAAAAAGGGAUCAUUCCCCUUUAAAUACUUAGGCAUCCCGAUUGGGGGAUGCUGCAAGAAGAUUGCCUUUUGGAAACCGUUGACAGAUGUUUUCAAUAGUAAAUUAUCCAAAUGGAAGGGUCGGUUUCUAUCUCUCGGAGGUCGCAUUACUCUUAUUAACUCAAUGCUUGAUAGUCUCCUGGUCUUCUGGAUGUCGGUAUACUUGAUACCCAAAGGUACGAUUCUGCUCCUUGAUCAAAUUCGUAGACGAUUUUUAUGGGGUGGGACUGAAGGGGGUAAGAAGAUCAAUUGGGUGAAAUGGGAAAUGGUGUGUAAGGAUAAGAAGAAAGGGAAGGAUAACAAAAUUCCUCAAAUGGGAGAAUGGCUUAAUGGAGAUCUACAAAAGGACAUACAAGACACAAGACUCAUAAGAGGCAAACCAAACCUUUGGGAAUGCGCUCACAGCAAAGAUGGAACCUACUCCACAAAUUCAACAUAUCAAAUACUCACAAAGGAAACUAGAUCGGAUCAGCAUGGAAUGGAACUCCAGAAUGUAUGGAACAAGCUGAUCCCCAACAAAAUCUCGGCUUUCUCAAGGCAAUUACUACAGGACAAAAUCCCCACAAAGCUUAAUCUGCAUAAAAGAGGUACUAUUCAAGCUCUUGAAGAUUGCAAAUGUGCUUUAUGUGGUAAGGAAGCAGAGAAUACUAGCCACCUCUUUAUUCACUGUAAUUUUGCUUGGCAUCUUUGGAAUGAUUGUUUCAAAUGGUGGGGUCUUAUACAUGUGCUUGAUAAAGACUGUUGGAAGGUGUUUCAGCAGCACCCAAAUCCAUUAAGAAGGGCGAAAUGGAAGGAGGGAUGGGAAUGCAUUUGGUUUGGUAUUGUUUGGACAAUAUGGCUUGCUAGAAAUGAGAAGAUCUUUCAAGAGAAGGAACCAAACAAAAUGAGGCUCUUGGAGUUGGUACAAAUUAGGACAUUUAGGUGGCUAAAAAGUAGAAAAGGAGGCUGUGUCUUCUCCCUAUCAGAUUGGCUUCAUAAUCCAGUUGAUUGUCUGACCAACAUUUGCAGCAACAAAAGGAUAGGUAACAGAAUAGCAAGCAACAAGUAAAGUCCCACAUACAGCCAAAGGCACUUCCAUCCCCCCAUGAUUGAUUGUAUUUUGUUGUUCAAUUUGUAACUUACUCAAAUUGAUAUUGGUCUGGUGUACUCCUGGUACCCGCAACACAUAAUAAAUUUCUCUUUGCAUU
Messenger RNA from Rubroshorea leprosula, 3999 nucleotides. The record is from the annotation of a GenBank genome assembly. Lineage: Eukaryota; Viridiplantae; Streptophyta; Magnoliopsida; Malvales; Dipterocarpaceae.